Molecule: messenger RNA, 2700 nt
Organism: Cyphellophora attinorum
Lineage: Eukaryota; Fungi; Ascomycota; Eurotiomycetes; Chaetothyriales; Cyphellophoraceae
Exons: 2
Coding region: 1-2700 (899 amino acids)
Source: RefSeq, a predicted model, not a curated record
AUGCUUUCAGGAUCGUCAGUUCUACAAUCCGGACUGUCAUUCGCGCUAUUUACGCCUUCCUUCAAUUACGUGACAACGACAAAUUUACGACAACAUGAUCCACCAACAGAGCUUAAGCUGACCAAGUACUACUAUAUUCCCGAAAUUGAGGCUCUCGAAAAUGAAAUGGCGGAGGUCCAAGCACUCGGCAGCGCUGCCACCCAGGAAUGGUUCAAAGGUUUACAAUUGACAGGCAAGCGGAAGCGCGACGAUACAGAGCGACUCGAGCAGUGGGAGACCAGCCUUGGAGCCAAGCUACAGAUCAAACCGCAGGCAUCAAUGUCUCUUCCAGCGACUAGGUCGCCACCGCUGACAGCACUGUCCGUGGUUUCUGGCACCUCGCGAACCUUGAGCCAAGCUCACAGCCACACUCUGAGUUUGAGCUCGCCAUUGAGACCAUUCUCCGCGCUGAGCUCGCAGUAUGCUCCAUCGGUGAUCUCUGGGUCAUUUCGCCCAAGUCUGGAUAUGCCCCUACCAUUCUGGACGCCAGCGCCAGGCCAAGCGCCUUCACAAUACACUGCCUCUGAAGCAGGAUCAGCUGGCACUGCGAGACCGAAAUAUUCGCGACCAAGACCUGCUCCAUCAAAAGAGCAGCUAAGUGUUUUGCAAGCCGAGAAGCGUGCCGCGAUCGAAGAGAGAUGUCAAACGAUUGAUCCUCCUAUCCGACCGUCUGUGCUGCCAUUCAUGGAGGCUUUCAGAGCAGCUUUGCAAGUAUCUAUGCCCCUCAAUGACUCGUCAUGGGACCACCUGAAAGGACGCUUACUGGCGCAAAGAGCGGAGGCUGAGCAGAAAGAGCGUGAGUACAUAGGACGACAGCAAGGCCUGCAAUUCGGCAGUCCGGGACACCAGUUCGCCCCAGGAGAGUCUGGAUUCCACAGCCAGCACGCGCAAGCUUGGGCCGAACUGGGUGUACCAGCUCGGCAGAAGCUUGAGACCUACGCAAAGGAAUACAUCGCCUCGGCCUGGGAUGAUGGCCUGGCCGUGAGUGCCGAAACGGCCACUAAAUUUGCUGCGGACGUCAUGAUCCAGGUAAAAGACCGCUUCGACAAAAGCAUCGUCGAUGAAGAUCGUGAACUUGCAGCCCGGGACAUGGUCCUCCCACACAAUUCCGACAUUCAUGAAAUUCGGAAGCUUAAGCUCGAAGAUAUGAAGUGGCUCUACGAAGGGUCGAUCCGGCCGCAUAUCGAGCGAUUCGGUGCAAGCAUCUUCUUCUGUCGGGCAUGUGAGUCUAGCAUGAAACACUUCGCUUUCGAGGGCUUGAUCCAGCACUACUCCGCAAAGCAUACAAACGAUUUCACUCGUGGCAAUGCAGCUCUCUACUGGAAGUCACCUUGGCCCGAAGUUCCACCAUUUCACGAUCCGACAGGACCUCAAGCCCCGACAAGUCAUGGCACUCCAGUGGCAUUGUCUCGUGCGCCAACACCCAACCGGGGUCUUCAGGAGCCUACAGCUCUCUCUCGACCUCCAUCACGAGCAGUGAGUCCGACUUAUGCCGCCAACCGCGCGCGACCGCGAAACUUGUAUGAGGAGCACAAGGAUGAGGUUGUUUUCUCGACGAUCGCGGCUUACAACGACACUGCUGGUGUUCGAGCUAUGCCAGACAGUGUUCGAUUAUACGUUAUGAUUCACCAAACAGCGAGAGCUUUCUUCCACGCUUUCGGGCAUAAGCUAAGCUUGUCGCUCUUCGCUGAUUGUGUCAGUCAUCAAACUUCUCUCAGAGAAGUUAGAGACCUACAUGGACUUCAUUGUCACAGCUGCAAGUUUGGGAUCCGCUCGGAUCACGGUGUUACACCCGAGUACUGGCUAUCGGAACUGCUGGAUCAUUUUCAGACUGUUCACAUUGACCAUCGAUUCACGACGAGGGAGGAAAUGGCUGGUGCAACUACAAUGCGACCUGUCCCAAUGAUCGAUUGGCUGUACGAUAUGGUCGACCUACCUCAUCCUCAAAUCAUCAAGAAUAUUGCGCUUUCUCCCGCUUUUGACGAUCGGCAAUUCGGUAUGCUGGCAAGUCUGUUUCCAGACCUAAUUGGCAGAAUCUCCACGAGUCCUCCACGAGCAGCAUACCACGCAGGCGGAGAAAGUCUUAACGGUCGUGCAUAUGGUGAGCCAGCACGAUGGUACCAGCAUGAUGGCCAGGUCUCCAGGACCUACGUGCCUCUGUCGUCGCAUCGUUUGUCUAUGGAAAGGGACGGCACGUUGCCCUCUGCUACACACAUCGGUCGCUUUACGAUCGCAGACCCAUACAUACGGUCUGUAGGAUACCAGCCCGCUGUGACACAGGUACGCAGUCGUACUCCAGUGCCUGGAGAUGACUUCGCGCCAGCUCAACCUCGCUCGGUAGAUGACCACGACCGGCCUUUCGGUUCGCCGUAUCGGCGAGAUCUGGAUGCUGGCGCUAUACAGGACAGGCUGAUACGAACCCCUCACCGCACUAGCAGACAUUUGCGAGCUGAGAGUAUCAUGGAUACCGCAAGCGAGGCGCAGAGCACCAAGACAGAUGCUGAAAGAUUUCUUGACUCCUUCGGCCCCCUCGAGGAGUACCCUCGCACGGCGCCAGCCUCCCACGAUCGACGCCGUGGCGUAGUCGACAGCGACUCUGUACGCGCUCCCUCUAGUGGCAGGAUGUCGCGCGCUAUGAGCCAACAAGAGAUCGGGUACUGA